Cornus florida is the source of this 3176-nucleotide messenger RNA. RefSeq names its product probable AMP deaminase. Bases 48 to 2804 code for a protein of 918 amino acids. Gene Ontology annotation, molecular function: AMP deaminase activity. Gene Ontology annotation, cellular component: cytosol. The transcript has 19 exons. Gene Ontology annotation, biological process: AMP metabolic process; IMP salvage. The record is from RefSeq and is a predicted model, not a curated record. NCBI's taxonomy places the organism in Eukaryota, Viridiplantae, Streptophyta, Magnoliopsida, Cornales, Cornaceae.
CGCCAAUCCAUCAAUAAGGGUUACCUUUCGUUAAAAACUUGAAACAUAUGCUCACACACAGCAACUAUGAAGUGAUCAUAAUAAACCCACAAAACCCAAACCAAACCGAAACCAGAACAAUGGAGUCAUCAGCUUCUUCCUUUCAACCAGUAUCGCCUAUCCAUCUUGCGUUGGCGGCCUUGUUCGGAGCCUCGGUAAUGGCGGUCUCCGCCUUCUACAUCCACAAGCGCAGCCUCGACCAAGCUCUCGAACGCCUCAUCAAAAUCCGCCGCCAAUCCCCUCCCUCCGCCGCCGACGACGCCGAUCAUUUCGCCUCCGAUGACGAGGAACACGAAGAUCACGACGGAGGCGGAGAGAUUGACAACGACAUCGAUACGAGUAUGUGGAGGCAGAGACUGCCAAGGCCGCCAAGAAAUGAGAACGCGCUUCAUAGUUACAGAGUCUCGUCUUCGAUGCCGAAUGUCGGUUUAUCGAGUGAAUGGUUGGAUGAUGAUGAGCGGCCAAUGCAAUUCCAAGCAUCUUCUUUCGACAAACUCAAUUUCAUUCCCUCUGGUUUACCUCCUCUUCAACCGGCUCCAAAAGAUGGAGAGGAUCAAUCUGUUAAUAAAUCUGCUUCUAAGAUGUGGGUGGGUUCUGGUGGUAGGCUAAUGACUCCUAGAUCCUCCGGUGGCUAUGCAUUUGAAAGUGCUGGAGAUUCUGAUGAGGAAGGAACUGACAAUGCGGCUGGAGAGGACACACUUUUUACUUAUCAGAACAUCAAUUCUUCAACUGAAUAUAUGAAUGACAGCUAUUCAAACAUUCAGAAUUCAUCCAUUGCUCCAUCAAAAACUGACAUUGGGAACCGUACUCAAGAUGAGAAAUGUGGUAAAAUUGAAAAUGGAGCUGAAGCCUAUGCUGAUCAACAUGGCAAUGAAAAGGUAGAUACAGCUGCAGUGCACAAUUUGUGGAAUGAUCCUAUUUUUGCCAACACUAUUCCUUUGACAACUGCAGCGCAUGAGUCCGUGAAUACUGAAGAGGAAGAGGUACGGAAGAUGCUUCGUGAGUGUUUAGAUCUGCGGGAGAGUUAUCUUUACAGGGAAAAAGUAGCUCCGUGGAUGAAUGCAACUAUUGGAGAAUCUUGUGAAUCAGAGACGAAGAGUGAUCCAUUUCACUUUGUCCCCGUUGAAGCAACUGCUCACACCUUUAGGAUGGAAGAUGGAGUUGUACAUGUUUAUGCAAGUGAAAACGACUUGACAGAUCUGUUUCCUGUUGCGAGUUCGACGACUUUUUUCACUGAUAUGCAUCACCUUCUGAAAAUUAUGUCCAUUGGAAAUGUUCGCUCUAUGUGCCAUCAUCGACUGCGGUUUCUUGAGGAGAAAUUCCGCCUUCAUCUGUUAGUAAAUGCAGAUCGGGAGUUUCUUGACCAGAAAGGUGCACCCCAUCGUGAUUUCUACAAUAUCAGAAAAGUUGAUACGCAUGUGCAUCAUUCUGCUUGCAUGAACCAGAAACAUCUUCUGCACUUUAUUAAGACAAAAUUAAGAAAAGAACCGGAUGAGGUUGUCAUAUUCCGUGAUGGAAUUUAUUUUACACUCAAGGAAGUUUUCGAGAGUUUGGAUUUAACAGGGCAUGAUCUUAAUGUUGAUCUUUUGGAUGUUCAUGCUGACAAGAGUACCUUCCAUCGAUUUGAUAAAUUCAAUCUGAAGUAUAAUCCCUGUGGACAGAGCAGACUGAGAGAGAUCUUUCUAAAGCAGGAUAAUCUCAUCCAAGGUCGUUUCCUAGGAGAAGUGACAAAGCAGGUUUUGUCAGAUCUUGAAGCAAGUAAAUACCAGAUGGCUGAAUACAGAGUGUCGAUAUAUGGAAGGAAACAAAGUGAAUGGGAUCAACUAGCAAGUUGGUUCAUUAACAAUGCAAUUUAUAGCGACAAUGCUGUUUGGCUAAUCCAGUUACCACGGCUAUACAACGUGUACAAGAGCAUGGGAAUCGUUACAUCCUUCCAGAAUAUUUUAGAUAAUGUGUUCAUUCCACUUUUUGAGGUCACAAUUGAUCCAAACUCUCAUCCUCAAUUACACGUGUUCCUAAUGCAGGUUGUGGGUUUGGACCUUGUAGAUGAUGAGAGUAAACCAGAAAGACGUCCAACCAAACACAUGCCCAAGCCGUCUGAAUGGACGAAUGAGUUCAAUCCCGCAUACUCUUAUUAUGCUUAUUAUUUCUAUGCGAACUUCUAUACGCUCAAUAAGCUUCGUGAAUCAAAAGGUUUGCCAACAAUCAGAUUCCGGCCUCACUGUGGAGAGGCAGGUGACAUUGACCAUUUGGCUGCUGCUUUCCUUCUAUGCCAUAAUAUUUCUCAUGGUAUCAAUUUGCGGAAGUCUCCCGUCUUGCAGUAUCUGUAUUAUCUUGCUCAGAUUGGAUUGGCGAUGUCUCCACUGAGCAAUAAUUCCCUUUUCCUUGAUUAUCACCGGAACCCGUUUCCUAUUUUCUUCCAGCGUGGCUUAAAUGUUUCACUCUCAAGUGAUGAUCCCCUGCAAAUCCAUUUAACAAAAGAACCUCUUGUAGAAGAAUAUAGUGUUGCAGCAAAGGUAUGGAAGCUCACUUCCUGUGACCUCUGUGAGAUAGCAAGAAAUUCUGUCUAUCAGUCUGGAUUCUCGCAUGCAGCUAAGUUGCAUUGGCUUGGUAGUAAGUAUUUCAAGAGAGGACCUGAAGGAAAUGAUAUUCAGAAGACAAAUGUACCCAAUAUGAGAAUUUCGUUUCGUCACGAGACAUGGAAGGAAGAGAUGCAACAUGUGUACUCAGGAAAAGCCAGGCUUCCUGAAGAAAUAGAAAUUUGAAGGGAAUGGAGUCAUAGGAAUGAAGCCAAAUUUUGAUUACGGUUAUAUACGAUGCUCUCGAAUCCUGGUUCGAAAUUUGGAUAUGGUUUGAGGUCCGUCUCAGCAUGGGUUAGGCUUUCCAAAAUUUGAGGCCAUUGCCUUUUCCUCAUUGUCUACUACUUCAAUAUGGAUAACAACUAGUAACAACAAAGGUGAAAAUUAUGCAAAAUUGUGAGGUCUCUCUCUGGUGCAAUCACGCACAGCCAAUUUUGGUCAUAAGUUUGUAUUUUCUAUAAGCCUUGUAUAAUUGGGUUUGAUCUGAAGGCGUCUCAAAAUGAGCAGGUCAUGAUAUUAAGCUUGUGAAAAUGGUUAUUAAUAUUUAUUUCUUUCUCA